AUGGCCGCCGUCGCACCGCCCCGUCAUGCGCCUCUCGCCAUGACCACCGCCGCUUCAUCCUCCUACAGCACAGCGCCGCUGCCAUCGCUACCCAGCACCGACGCAGCCUCGCAGCCCCCACGCCCACUGCUCCGUCCAUCGCAGCCCCAGUCGGACGAACCUCGCCACCCCAUCAAGCGCAAAUGGCGCUCGCUCGUCAACUUCUUUGCGCUCCCUAUCCGCGCCUACUACCUCGAACCGCCCGGAGAGGCCUACCGCGCAGAGCUCCGCGCAAGGAGAGCCAACAUGUGGGACGAGAACGGCCUCCAGUACAACGUUUGGCCGUGUCCCGCGUACACUGAUCAGGUGGGCGACGACGAGAUGGUGCUCUUCAAAGCCCAAGAAGAGGCCGAAGCCAUCGCCGCAGCGCACGCCCAGGCCAUCAGGAGGGACCAGCAAGCACACGCCCAAGAAGAAACCGACGACUCGAGCGAGGAUGACGACGAGGAGCGCGCGCAACAACCAGCGGCCACGUCGUCGUUGUGGCCUCAGACACCACCAGAAGGCGAGCCAAUGCGCGCAUUCGGCAUGCCUUUUGCGGAACCUUCGCCGCGCUACGAGCGCAGCGAUCCGCUCGCUGUUGCCACAUCUCCGACUCGCCGGCGUGUCCGAACAGCGAGCAAUGAUGCACUCACCACACCGGGAUUUGCCAACGGCAUCACCAUGUCGCGCCACACUUCGACUCCGCUCUGCGCCUCCUCUCCUGCACCAGGAGCUGCGGCGUCGUUCUUGUCGCGCAGAUCGCGCGCGCAGUCGAGCGCAACUCGUCCUUCCACCAGCGCUACAGCGCGCACCAUCUCCGAGCCACUCAGCUGGACGCUGGUGCGCUCCCAGUACUCGUACCCCAAACGCGGCCUCACCGCUCAGCAGCUCUCCUUCCUCAGCUCCGUAGAGAGCCUCGGCCGAUUCGGCGUGCCUCUUUCCGCCGCCCCCUCAGCAGCCCCUUCCCCAGCAUACGAACACAGCCCCUCCGCUACAGAUUACGGCUUUCCCAUCGUCAACUCCCGUACAUGA
Messenger RNA from Moesziomyces antarcticus, 1053 nucleotides. RefSeq lists its product as uncharacterized. Lineage: Eukaryota; Fungi; Basidiomycota; Ustilaginomycetes; Ustilaginales; Ustilaginaceae. The transcript has a single exon. The coding region runs from base 1 to 1053 and encodes 350 amino acids. The record is from RefSeq and is a predicted model, not a curated record.